CGCGCGCCGCCCGACCGCAGAGGACUAUGCGGACGCUCCCUCUGGCGCACGAGCUGCGCGCACGUCUGGAUGCGGCUGCGGGCCUCGCGGGGGCUAUGAGAAAACUGGACCGGAGCGCCUGCAGGAACAAACCCUGGAAGAAGCUGAGGAACAUGGUGCAAUGGUCUCCCUGUGUGGUCUCUUUCCGCAAACGCUACCCCUGGGUCCAGCUGGCCGGCCAUGCAGGCAACUUCAGGGCCGGGGAUUUUGGCCGCAUCCUGAAGAAGUACUGCCCCAGCGAGCAGCAAUGCCUGGAGCGGCUGGUGUGCGACACGCUGCACCCCUACGUCCCGGCCUACUAUGGGGUGGUGGAGCGCGAUGGGGAGACCUACAUCCAGAUGGAGGACCUGCUGUCCGGCUUCGAGGCGCCCUCCAUCAUGGACUGCAAGAUGGGAGUCAGGACGUACCUCGAGGAGGAGCUGGAGAAGGCGAGGCAGCAGCCCUGUCCGCGCAGAGACAUGUACGACAAGAUGGUGGCCGUGGACCCGGCGGCUCCCACGGCGGAAGAGCACGCGCAGAGCGCCGUCCUGAAGCCCCGCUACAUGCAGUGGAGGGAGACCCUCAGCUCCACCACCACGCUCGGCUUCCGCAUCGAAGGCAUCAAGAAAGCGGACGGCACCUGCAACACCAGCUUCAAGAAGACCCGCCAGCCAGAGCAGGUGACGCAGGCCUUCUGGGACUUUGUGGACGGAGACAGGAGAGUCUUGACCAGCUACCUGGAGCGGCUGCAGGAAGUCAGGCUGGCGCUUGAACAAUCAGAGUUCUUCAAGACACACGAGGUGGUGGGAAGCUCUCUUCUCUUCGUCCACGACCAGACAGGCCUGGCGCGAGUGUGGAUGAUUGACUUUGGCAAGACGGUGCCCCUGCCCGAGAAGCAGACGCUGACUCACCGCCUGCCCUGGCAGGAGGGCAACCGGGAGGACGGAUACCUCUGGGGCUUGGACAACCUCAUCGCCAUCUUGGAGAGGAUGCUGGGGGAUUGAGCCAGGAAGAUGGCAGCCGACACGUCGAGACGGGGGCCGACUUGGCCUCUGGGACUUGUCAUUUAAUUUAUUCAGCCAAAUAUGCUACUGGAACCAGGGGGGUACAGGGCCUGGGGCGGAACUGGAAGAGCCCCAGGGGGCCUUUUGGAAGGGGCCAGCUGGUUUUUGCACCCCAAAGUUUAUUUAUUGGUGUGAUGGACGUGGUGAAAACCA
Messenger RNA from Lacerta agilis (Sand lizard), 1235 nucleotides. It is a transcript of the gene ITPKC, whose product is annotated as inositol-trisphosphate 3-kinase C. Bases 27 to 1022 code for a protein of 331 amino acids. The record is from RefSeq and is a predicted model, not a curated record. Gene Ontology annotation, cellular component: cytoplasm; nucleus. The transcript is spliced from 7 exons. Gene Ontology annotation, biological process: inositol phosphate biosynthetic process. Lineage: Eukaryota; Metazoa; Chordata; Lepidosauria; Squamata; Lacertidae. Gene Ontology annotation, molecular function: inositol tetrakisphosphate kinase activity; inositol-1,4,5-trisphosphate 3-kinase activity.